Molecule: messenger RNA, 1613 nt
Organism: Cantharellus anzutake
Lineage: Eukaryota; Fungi; Basidiomycota; Agaricomycetes; Cantharellales; Hydnaceae
Product: kinase-like domain-containing protein
Exons: 5
Coding region: 205-1395 (396 amino acids)
Biological process (GO): protein phosphorylation
Molecular function (GO): protein kinase activity; ATP binding
Source: RefSeq, a predicted model, not a curated record
GGAGGUUAUUCUGAAGUUUACCGAGCAGAAUGGGUCUCGUACGGCGAUGAAGCUCCAAAGUCUGCUACAAAGUACUCAGACCGCCUAUUAGUAACAUGCCAUCUGUCGUGGAGGAGAUACGCAAAGCAAUUAAGGUGAGUGACUUCCCUAGUCGGAUUGAUAAUGUUGGAAGUGCUAGCCCCAAUCUAGCACUUGAAGAGAGAAAUGAAAAUAUGGAAAGACUUAGACCAUUGCAAUAUUGUGAGAUUCGUCGGUUUCGUGAUUGAAGUCAGUGGUGCUGUGCCAGAGGCUGCGCUAGUGUCGGAAUGGUGUUCAAACGGGAACCUUACUCAAUAUCUGCACCACAACCCCUCUUGCGAUCGAGUGUCGCUGCUUCUUGAUGUCACUCGAGGACUGACCUACCUCCACAAUCACGACCCUGUUGUUAUCCACGGUGAUCUCAAACCUCUCAAUAUCCUAAUCGAUGAUGCCGGUCGUGCAAAAUUAUGCGAUUUCGGGUUAUCUUUAGUGGCUGAUGGACUGACGACGGGGCAUACAUCGUCAGAAACUGGGUUCACAUUACGCUACUGUGCUCCAGAAGUCUUGGAAAGUGGUACCAAUACACCAUCCAGUGACAUUUACUCUUUUGCAUGUACUUGCAUCAAGAUACUCUUUGACAAUGAGCCCUUCCCUUCACUCAAGAAUGACGCUAAAUUGAUGGAUGCAAUAAGACUCGGUCAAUCGCCUUGGAACUGGGAUCUGUCUCACCGCGAAGAGAAAGUGUUGUCGAGUUGUUGCGCCUUCUUCCCCCAUAUGCGGCCAGGGAUGAGGGAGAUCCUUCAAUCACUCACGGAUGCCACGGAUGCCUACGCUAAGCCCAACCCAUGCUCAGAUGUCGAGAUUUCCAAGCCACUCGUUCCUCGCGCUAUGCCUUCCGCUGACAUCAAUGUCAUUCCUGCAACGCCACCUCCCCAUCCAAUCACCUGGAACCCUGAUCACGUCGUUAAUCCACCGAAAGAUGGACCUGCUGGGAGGGAUCCUGUAGCCAUGGCUCAAAGCUUAGCUCCCAAAGGGGGACGCGAACUUUUGGCCCGUGACUCUGACGAUUACAGAUCAAGAUUUGGGCACAUAUUGGCGCAAUUACGACAAACCGUUCCCGGUGCGUUAGGCUCAAUGCCUCAAGGGCGGACGCCACAAACGCAGAACGAGUGGGCGGGGAGCACGGCUGAGACUUUGAAACUGAGAUUCGACGCAAUUAUUACACAAUUGGACCGUGGGAUGCGCCAACACUUUGGUGUCGUUUCAGAAACAGAAACAGAGUCGGCGCCAGCCCUGAUUGACCCAUCUGUGGCUGGGAAUUUGAAGGGCAAACGCCACCGUAAACGAAGAUCUCGGAAGCCGUUGAAGGCGCAAUGAGUGCAGCUCUUGAAUACCACUCCCUUUGAAUUUUUUGUCCCUGCUGGUAGUUACCCUUCAACGUCGUGUAGCCACCCGCACACACACGAAGUCAAUGGGCGAGUCUAUGCACAAACUGCCAGACAAAUGGCCUGCAUCCGUCGUAUUGUACAAAUCACUCUAGUAACGGAUGGGUUAAGCUGCUCUCCACUGAUGAGCGGCCCGGGAUAUAGUAUAUA